UAGAUGUGCAGUCGAGCCGUCGGCAACGGACCAGGACUUUCGCCCUAUCGCUCCAAAAACCGGUCAGCGUGAGUGCAACCAACACCCUUAUCCUGUUGUGCGUCAGAAACCGAAGGGACACCUCUAAAACAUUACAGAUACAGAAAAUAAAGUGCGCGAAGUGCCUAAAUCUUGAGAGAUGCUGAAGGAUCGUGAAUUAAUCGAAAGGGGAGGUUCGUCCCCGUGCUCGAGCGUCGGCGGUUCCAGCGUGGAGGCGGCAACAUGCGGAGGCUGCGGAGGUCGCAUCCACGACAGAUUCUACCUUCUGGCGGUGGACAGACAGUGGCAUGCACACUGCCUCAAAUGCUGCGAAUGCAACCUGCCCUUAGACUCGGAGCUCACCUGCUUCGCGCGCGACGGAAACAUCUACUGCAAGGAGGACUACUACAGGAUGUUCGCGGUCUCGAGAUGCGGCAGAUGUCACGCGGGGAUCUCAGCAAAUGAGCUGGUGAUGAGAGCAAGAGACCUGGUGUACCAUCUUCAUUGCUUCUCGUGCAGCUCGUGCGGGAUUCCGCUGUCGAAGGGCGAUCAUUUCGGGAUGCGAGAGGGACUAGUCUACUGCAGACCGCAUUACGAGUUGCUGGACUUUUGCGAUCCGAGCGGCGAUCCCAUGGACAUGGUGUACAGGAGCAGCGAUUCCCCCGGUGCCUACUAUCCGACGACACCGCCGCAACACCACAAGGGCAGACCGAGGAAGAGGAAGUUAGGCGCCGAGAACGACCCACCCUGCGGCGAACUGCCAGUCACCAUGAGGAUGGCCCAGUCCACUCUAGAAAUGCUUCAGCAAGGCGAUCUGUCUUCAUCCAUGGAUUCUCUGUCGUACGAUUCUUCCGUGACGUCCCCUGCCUCGAGUACGGGUCACCAAUCGCAGCGGACAAAGAGGAUGAGGACGUCUUUCAAGCACCACCAACUCCGCACGAUGAAGACGUACUUCGCCAUCAACCAAAACCCGGACGCUAAAGACUUGAAGCAGUUAGCGCAAAAGACGGGACUUUCGAAGAGGGUUCUUCAGGUUUGGUUUCAAAACGCGAGAGCCAAAUGGAGGCGGAACAUCAUGAGGCAGGAAGGAUCUCAGGGUAAUCAAGGACAAGGACCGAACGGUCAGAGCGGAAGCGGAAACUCUCUGAUGGACACUUCGUCUCUGCCGCAUCAGACUUCACUCGACGACAUCCACCAUCACAUCCACUCGCAGAACUCACAGACUCUGAACUUUGGUGAUAUGUACUGAAGACAAUGUGACGCGAUUCGAAAGAUGAUGUUCCUUCCCAUAGUGAUAUAACAAAGAAAGAAAGAAAGAAAGAAAGAAGAUUAUAUAACGUGUAGUUUCGCUGGUCGUUUUAGUUCUUUGUGUUAUGACGACACGACUUAGCCAGGUGCAAGUGCAAUUUGCUGAAGAGAUGAAGAUGAUGUGUUUGUUUCUGUAGAUAAAAUUUAUUUAUUUCCAUAAUUCCAAUUAUUAGUUCGUUGUACAUAAACGCCGAUUUUUAAUAAGAUUAAAGUCGU
Nicrophorus vespilloides is the source of this 1542-nucleotide messenger RNA. It is a transcript of the gene Ap, whose product is annotated as LIM/homeobox protein Lhx9-like. Gene Ontology annotation, biological process: regulation of transcription by RNA polymerase II; neuron differentiation. Gene Ontology annotation, cellular component: nucleus. The record is from RefSeq and is a predicted model, not a curated record. NCBI's taxonomy places the organism in Eukaryota, Metazoa, Arthropoda, Insecta, Coleoptera, Silphidae. Gene Ontology annotation, molecular function: RNA polymerase II transcription regulatory region sequence-specific DNA binding; DNA-binding transcription factor activity, RNA polymerase II-specific.